Molecule: messenger RNA, 1361 nt
Organism: Xenia sp. Carnegie-2017
Lineage: Eukaryota; Metazoa; Cnidaria; Anthozoa; Malacalcyonacea; Xeniidae
Product: peptidyl-prolyl cis-trans isomerase FKBP3-like
Exons: 8
Coding region: 111-863 (250 amino acids)
Molecular function (GO): peptidyl-prolyl cis-trans isomerase activity
Source: RefSeq, a predicted model, not a curated record
AUGGUCUUAAAAGUUUAAUAUUCUCGUGUGGCAGAUUACCAAGUAGUCUUAGCCUACAGGUCCGGGGUUUCGAGGGGCGCGUACUGUUUAUGCUAACCUGGACUAGCUAAAUGGGUACAAGCAUACGUGGAUACAAGCAUACAUUUUCUUUUUGGAAAUCGAAACUCAACUUUACAAAAUGGAAACAUAUCAAAAUGGCGGCCGAACCUGAAAGAAGUUAUACUCAAGACCAAUUAGAAAGCGAAGAAGUUACGAAGAAAGAUAUUUUGUCUUUCCUUCAGGCGAAUGCAUCGAAAGCGUUUCUGAAAGGCAACAAAUUGAACGGAAAGCUGAACAAUGUUGCCAAGUCGUUUAAGAAAGACCAAGCCAUUAACCUCUACAAUAAAAUGUUUGAAACAAAGUCAUUUAAGAGUGAUGCAGAUGAAGAUGAUGAACCGGUAGUUGAAGUCACAAAGAAGCCAACUGUAAAGAAGGCAAGCGAGAAAGAAGCAGCAGUCAUUGAAAAACCAAAAUUUGUGAAGAAAGUUCUCAAGAAAGCCAGCAAGCCUGAUCAAAUCCCAAGGAAAGGUGAUCUUGUGAGCUGUUUUUACACAGGCAAACUACAAGAUGGCACUGUGUUUGAUACAAAUAUUGGAAAAGGUUCAAAAAAAAGAGGUGGCAGUUAUGUGCCAUUAAAAUUCAAAGUUGGAACAGGUCAGGUGAUUAGAGGCUGGGAUGAAGCUCUCAUGACAAUGGGAUUGGAAGAAAAAGCAGAGUUGACCAUUCAACCUGAGUGGGCAUAUGGAAGAAAAGGUCUACCUGAACACAAGAUACCACCAAAUGCAACUUUGAUAUUUGAAGUUGAGCUGGCAAACAUAGAAUAAAAUAAAUUACAUUGUCAAAUGAAUAUCAUCUGAGAAAACCAAAGCAAAACUUAAAGAAGGAAAAAUGCUUCGUAAUUUCAUUCCCAAGACCGCUACAUAGUGUUGUCUGCGAGUGGACCCAUAAGGAUGAGGCGAAGUAACAUUCAAUGGCGUUGUGUCAUUUUUUCUGUGAAUUCAGUAUUCGUGAUUUCAAUAUGCCUGUGGAAACUGAUUUUUUAUGUUUAAAGUGUUCAUUCAAUUACAAUCAUGUGAACAAAUCAGAGGAAAACUUAAAGGUCAAUUUCGAAACAUUGGUCGAAUUUUUCAGUUGAACUUUGAACCCCAAAAACGUUCCUUUGAAAACUAGUUGAAAUUGUACGUUUAUCUUAAAUUUAUUCCUACACAUGACUAUGUACAGGAGAGGAUAUUGUUCCUCUACUGUACGAAUGUAUUUUUCAAUUUUUUGUAUUUUGUUAGUUUGUCAUGAUGAUUUAAAUUGUUUUUCUUUGUUUUUUGCAA